ACUGGGGUUGGUUUUUUUUUCCCGACGUCACAUAUAAAUGUCCCAUUGACUCCCGCUGUGACGCGUUCACGUAGCUCUCCUCUUCCCCGCUGCUCUCCUUCGUACUGCACAGCAACAACAGAAGGACUCCCACUCCAACCCCAACCCCAGAAGACGAGGGUAUGUCUCGGUCAGUCUUCCUCGCCCUGCUCGGCCUGAGUCUCGGGCUGGUGAAUGCGUUCCCCUCCCAGCAGCCAGAAGGUGGGAAAAACUGGGUGGUCAUCGUGGCUGGCUCCAAUGGCUGGUACAACUACAGGCACCAGGCCGAUGCUUGCCAUGCCUACCAGAUUGUCCACAAGAAUGGCAUCCCGGAUGAGCAGAUUGUGGUCAUGAUGUACGAUGACUUGGCACAGAACGAGGAUAACCCGACCCCCGGGAUAGUGAUCAACAGGCCGAAUGGCACAGAUGUGUAUAAGGGAGUUCCUAAAGACUACACCGGGGAUGAUGUGACCCCGCAAAACUUUCUGGCUGUGCUGAAGGGCGACUCCUCAAAUGUCAAAGGUGGCUCUGGAAAAGUGUUGAAGAGCGGCCCCAACGAUCACGUGUUUGUGUAUUUCACCGACCACGGGGCGCCUGGUAUUCUGGCCUUCCCUAACGAUGAGCUCCAUGUGGAAGACCUCCAAGAAACUAUUAAAUACAUGCAUGAAAAUAAGAAAUACAAAAAGAUGGUGUUCUACAUCGAGGCAUGUGAGUCCGGGUCAAUGAUGAACAAACUCCCUGCUGACAUUGACGUGUACGCCACCACAGCAGCAAACGCUCAUGAGUCCUCUUACGCCUGCUACUAUGACGAGAAGAGGGACACAUACCUGGGAGACUGGUACAGUGUGAACUGGAUGGAGGACUCUGAUGUGGAGGACCUGACCAAAGAAACUUUGCUGAAGCAGUUCAAGAUCGUGAAGGGCCACACAAACACCAGCCAUGUCCAGCAGUUUGGAAACAAGACUCUGGCCCACAUGAAGGUUAUGGCGUUUCAGGGUAGCCGAAAGGCAAGCAGCCAGUCCGCUCCUCCAAUGACCCUGACGCCAGUAACAAACCUGGAUCUGACCCCGAGCCCCGACGUUCCUCUGGCCAUCCUCAAGAGGAAGAUGAUGUCGUCCAAUGAUAUCAGACAGGCGAGGGGGCUGCUGAUGGAGAUCAACACCCACCUGAAGAUCAGGGAGAUGCUGGCUGACAAUAUGCGCCAAGUGGUUGAGAAGGUGACCGGCAAUAAGCUGAAGGCCGAGGAGGUUCUCAACGACGAGCCGGACCUCUCCCAGCACCAGUGCUACAAGGCUGCAGUCAACCACUACAAACACAACUGCUUCAACUGGCACAAAACCGAGUAUGAAUAUGCUCUGAGACAUCUGUAUGCUCUGGUGAACCUGUGUGAGAGAGGAUACACUGCAGAGAGCAUUCAGCUCGCCAUGGACUCAGCGUGUCGUUUCAACAACUAAACGAGGUUUUUCUGCACGAGAGCCUCACAUCAAAGUGCUUCUUCUUCCGUGUGGGAAGCCCUGAGAAGACGAAUUCUCCUUGCACUGCUUAGGAAUCAAUCUGAUGUGGCGUUGACGUUAUUGUUUUAUCAACACACUAACACUUUUGUGAUGUUUUUAUUUUACUGAGAUUUUUUAAAACUUGUUUUAUGAUGCGUUGCACUAUCACUGUGAAUGGUUUGUGGAUGAUAUUUUACUGCUUCUGAUUUUUAGGACAUAGGAUAUAAAAUUAUAGCAUGGAAUUCAAGUAAAAUUGUUUUUCUCUCAGCUUUAUUUGUGGUAUGGAGGUCCUGGCAGGAAUAAUGAAUAAUGUUUGAUUGAUCUGAAUGGCCUACCACUAAACAUUGAAUGUUUGUUGAACCUGAA
This is a messenger RNA of Dicentrarchus labrax (European seabass), 1877 nucleotides long. RefSeq names its product legumain (gene lgmn). Gene Ontology annotation, molecular function: cysteine-type endopeptidase activity. The record is from RefSeq and is a predicted model, not a curated record. NCBI's taxonomy places the organism in Eukaryota, Metazoa, Chordata, Actinopteri, Moronidae. Gene Ontology annotation, biological process: vacuolar protein processing.